Pseudovirgaria hyperparasitica is the source of this 943-nucleotide messenger RNA. Its product is annotated as FAD/NAD(P)-binding domain-containing protein. Gene Ontology annotation, molecular function: monooxygenase activity; FAD binding. Gene Ontology annotation, biological process: secondary metabolite biosynthetic process. The record is from RefSeq and is a predicted model, not a curated record. The annotation marks the transcript as partial. Lineage: Eukaryota; Fungi; Ascomycota; Dothideomycetes; Acrospermales; Acrospermaceae. The transcript is spliced from 3 exons.
GGAGCACAUUGAUCCUCCAUCCUCCAUCCGACGUCAUUCAGGAACACGAAGCCAGCCAGACCAAAGCGCUCAGUCAUCCUCGGAAUCGUCGCUCUUCGGGUUUUGACGAUCUCACUUCACCCAGCCGCUUUACCGCAUUAGGCUGGACGGCGCGAGCCAGUGAUUGGCCAAGAAUGCAACACCACAACCUCUGCUGAAUCAUGGCCCGAGCCCGAGCCGAGUCUUUAAUCAGCAUGGGCGAUGAUAACGCGGAAUAUGAUCGCAAAAACACUGCUAUGAAGAUGUCUGCGCUUGUCGAGCAGAAACCCUCCCGUCUCAAAUCACACCAUAUACCCCGAGAACUAUCAUAUACACAAUGCCAACCUUCACAAUCAUCAUCGUCGGCGCAGGACUCGCAGGACUCUGUAGCGCGAUCGGACUGCUCAAACAGGGCCACAAAGUCAUCAUUCUCGAACGUGCUCACAAGCUCUCACCAGCAGGAGCCGGCAUUCAUGUCCCGCCCAACGCCACUCUGGUGCUCGAACGAUGGGGCAUCCUGGAGAGAUUCCGGCACGUAGCCAUUGUGCCAGCCAGCUUCACGUUCAGGCGGUACGACGACGGACGAUUGCUCGGCAGGACGGCGCCGGAGGGAAGCGAGACCGCCUCGAGAACACCAUACUGGUCCAUGAAGCGCGCAGACUACCAGUCAAUCCUCCACGACAUAGCCACCGAGCUGGGCUGCGACCUCCGCCUCAAUCAACACAUCGUCUCCGUCAACGAAGACGAGCCCUCCGUCACGACAUCCACCGGAGAACUCAUCAAAGGCGACCUCAUCAUCGCCACAGACGGCAUGAAAUCCCACCUCCGCACCCUCAUCCUCCCAAACAACAACACAUCCCCAACCACCCACCCGCAAACCACCUACCGCGCCUGGGCCCCUAUAUCCACCCUAACCACCAACCCC